UUGCUGGCGACGAUCCGAGACCGCUACUGGGCGUCGUCCAAGAAGGACAAGAGCCGGAUCCUCGACGAGUUCACCGCGGUGACCGGUCACCAUCGCAAGGAUGGCAUCAGGUUGCUUGGCAAGCUUGACGAUGAUGGAGACCCGUCGCAUUCCGUGCGAGGCCGGCGCAUCUACGAUGAGGCCGUCAGAGCAGCGGUGAUCGUGAUCUGGGAAGCCGCCGACCGGAUCUGCGGGAAACGCCUGAAGGCGACGCUGCCCCAUCUGGUGGAGUCCAUGGAGCGCCAUGGCCACCUCGCUCUCGACCCCGAGGUACGGGGUCGACUGCUGGCUGCCAGUGCCGCCACCCUGGACCGUCUCCUGAAACCGAUCCGUCCCACUGCGGGCAGCCGGCGCAGACGCCGGCGUAAACAGUCGAUGGGAAAACGCAUUCCGGUACGUACCUACUCCGGUACGUACCUACAAUGA
Messenger RNA from Geodia barretti, 465 nucleotides. The record is from the annotation of a GenBank genome assembly. Lineage: Eukaryota; Metazoa; Porifera; Demospongiae; Tetractinellida; Geodiidae.